AUGCCAAAGUGCAGACCACCAAAAAAGUCUCGACAACGAAUCCUCAUCGAUGAGUUUAACGAAGUUUGUCAGGAGUCUGACAAUUUUAUUAAAUGCGCUGAAUGUAAACUCAUCAAUGUAAUGUCAAUGACUGGUGAUGAAAAAUUGAAUGCUGCCUGUGAAUGGCAAAACAAAUGUGCGGGUGUGCAAGUAUCGAAUGAUAGAGUGAAAUGGGUUGAUAUUGAAGCAGCAUUUGAUGAACGGUUGCAAACUAGUGCUAUUAUAAAUUCAGAUUACAAGGACAUUAAUGAGUUCCUUGAUGAUGCCUUUGCUUUGUUUAAAAUUAAUAUUCAAAAAGCUUUAAACCGUUAUGGUCCGUUGAAAGUGUAUACCGUUUUGGGGGGAAAAUUUGUAAAAGAUUCGAUUGAUGGUAAACAAGAAAUGUCUGAUCUUAAGACAUUUAUCGCGAAAAUCUACAAAAUGCUGAUCAACAAUGUUUUAAAUGGAAUUAAUUUCCCUGUUUCACUUAAAGAUGUUCCAAAAUUUGAAUCUCUAAAUCAAAAUAUUUCAGUAAACGUAUACGGACUCUCAAAAAAUGAUGAAAAAUUCAAUGUUUAUCCAUUACAUCUCACAUCACAGAAAAAACAGCAACAUAUUAAUCUCUUACGUGUUGAAGAUCAUUACAUUGAUGAAAGCCUAAGUGAAGAAGAAGACGAUCUAACAAUCCUUUCUUUUAACUACCACUAUGUUUGGAUCAAAGACUUAUCCAAGCUCGUUGGAUCCCAAUUGUCAAAGCAUAGGUCUAAAAAAUACAUUUGCGAUCGUUGCCUCCAUUAUUUUGGAAGUGAUUUGAUGCGUACCGAACACGAAGAAAAUUGUAGGAAGAUGAACGAUACCAGAAUUAGGCUGCCGAAUCCUGGGAAAAAUUUUGUCGAGUUUAAAAAUUUUGAUAGCAAGGAGCGCGUACCUUUUAUCAUUUACGCGGAUUGUGAGAGUCUUUUAAUUCCUGCAGAUUCACCUCAAGAAGAAUCCAAUACUGUCGUGAUUCAAAAUCAUAAAACACUCAGUAUUGGAUUUUAUGUAAAAUGCGGCUUUGAUGACACUUUGUCUAUAUACAAAGCAUCUCCUCGAGAUGAGGAAAAUCCUGCUAAAUGGUUUUCAAAAGAGCUUAAAGACUUGGCUGACAAUUUAGACAUUAGAUUUCAGAAUCCUGUACCUAUGGAAGUAUUAAGUUUACAACAGCUGACUGAUUUUAGAUAUGCAAGUACAUGUCAUAUUUGUAAAAAGAAAUUUGCUCAUAGUGAUAUAAAAGUACGAGACCAUUGUCAUCUAACCGGAAAGUAUCGGGGCCCUGCACAUCAAGAUUGUAAUAUUAACUAUCAUGAAUCGUCGACCAUACCUGUUGUAUUUCAUAACCUUAGUGGUUACGAUGCUCAUUUUAUCAUCAAAGCUAUUGCUACCGAGUUUGACGGUAAAGUUGAUCUUCUUCCCAUUAAUAAAGAAAAGUACAUCAGUUUUACAAAGAAUAUAAAGGGUAGUUCAAUAAAAUUUCGUUUUAUUCACUCUUUUAAGUUUAUGGCAUCAUCAUUGGACAAGUUAGCUUCCUAUCUCGAUGAAUAUAAAAUUGUAAAUUUCGUAUUUUCAAAUUACAGCGACGACAAAAUUAAAUUGUUAACGAGAAAAGGAGUUUUUCCUUAUGAAUACAUUGACUCUAGGGAAAAGCUCGACGAAACAGAAUUACCACCUAAAGAAAAAUUUUACAGCACUUUGAACGAUUCAAAUGUUUCAGAUGAAGAUUACGCACAUGCGCAGAAAGUGUGGAAUGCAGCACACUAUUAUACUACACCGGGUUUGACUUGGGAUGCAAUGCUGAAGUAUACGAAUAUAAGAGUGGAACUCCUCACCGACAUCGACAUGGUAAUGUUUAUUGAACGCGGAAUAAGAGGUAUGAUUAGUCAGUGCACUAAUAGUUACGCUAAAGCAAAUAAUCAUUACAUGGAAAAAUAUGAUGAGAAUGAGGAAACAUCUUAUAUCGUAUACUUUGCCGCAAACAACUUGUACGGUUGGGCAAUGAUUCAACCGCUUCCGCAUGGUGGCUUCGGGUGGGUUGAAAAUAUUGACAAUGAUUUUGAUUUUAACAUUUCAGAUGAUGGACCAAUUGGGUACAUCUUGGAAGUUGACCUGGACUAUCCAGAUCAUCUUCAUGAUAAACAUAGCGACUUUCCAUUUUGCCCUGAACGCUUGAAGCCACCAGGGUCAAAAGAGGAGAAGCUCCUAACUACCCUCCUACCGAAACGAAAGCACGUUCUCCAUUAUCGUGCCUUAAAACAAGCUAUUGCCAACGGUCUCGUCUUAGUUAAAAUUCAUCGCGUCAUAAAAUUCGAACAAUCCACAUGGUUGAAAAGUUACAUUGACUUUAAUACCUUGCAGAGAACAAAUGCUAGUAACGAAUUCGAGAAAAACUUAUUCAAACUAAUGAAUAACGCGGUAUUUGGAAAAACAAUGGAGAACGUGCGAAAACAUGUAGAUGUUAAACUCGUGACAAAGUGGGAGGGUAGAUAUGGAGCUGAAGCACUUAUCUCCAAACCUAAUUUUCACAGCAGAGCCAUUUUUAAUGAGAAUUUAGUUGCUGUUGAACUUAGGAAAAUGGAAGUUUUGAUGAACAAACCUUUGUAUGUUGGCUUGACUGUUUUGGAUGUGUCAAAAACGCUUAUUUAUGAUUUUCACUACGAUUACAUGUUGAACAAGUAUGAUGAAAAAAAUUUAAAAUUAUUGUACACCGACACCGAUAGCCUGAUUUAUGAAAUCAAGUGCUCAGACAUUUACGCCGAUAUGAAACAAGACAUUAUGAAAUUCGACACUUCUGAUUAUCCGGUUAAUAACGUGUAG
Molecule: messenger RNA, 2868 nt
Organism: Leptopilina heterotoma
Lineage: Eukaryota; Metazoa; Arthropoda; Insecta; Hymenoptera; Figitidae
Exons: 4
Coding region: 1-2868 (955 amino acids)
Source: RefSeq, a predicted model, not a curated record